Molecule: messenger RNA, 764 nt
Organism: Erigeron canadensis
Lineage: Eukaryota; Viridiplantae; Streptophyta; Magnoliopsida; Asterales; Asteraceae
Exons: 3
Coding region: 94-459 (121 amino acids)
Source: RefSeq, a predicted model, not a curated record
CUCUUUUAGUUUUGUCUUUAACUCCAAAUUAUAUACUCGUAUCUAUUAAUUCUUUCCAAACAACCUUCUUUCUUGAAAACAUCAUAUCAUAAAAUGGCUACAAGUAUCACUACAUCACCAUUGUUCUUGAUCCAUCAUGCUCCAAGUAGUAAUCCCGUCAACAAGAAAACAUCAAAAAGGGUAUUAAUGCUUGCAAAAAGAGACUCCCAUAACACAUCUUCAUCUCUUAUUCAAGUUGGAUCACCCAUCAAGAUUCAAAAGGUUUUUGAAGACAAUUCCAGAGGAAUAGUGUGUUAUAUGGAUGAUAAAGGUGAGAUAACAUGUGAAGGAUUUGAUGAAGGUCCUCGACUUCAUCAAGGUGCUUCAAGAUUUUCUUGUCAUCAACGAGUUGAUCAAGAUAUCGUAGAUCUUCUUAAAAGAAGUCUACUUCAAGUUACAGAUGGUGGUAAAGUCAACUAACCAUGGUUGUCAAACACAGUUCUAACCCACAUAUAUAGAGAGAGAUCAGAGAUGGAGGGAGAAACCAUCUUGAUUAAGCUGUUAAAUAAUGGAUCUGACAUGAUGAAAAACAUCAUUGCAAAGUUUUUUAUGCACACAUGUAUUCAUGCAACAGAGAAAGGUUGUAUGUGACUAUAUGUAAAUAUAUAUAUAUAUGUGUGUGUGUGUGUAUGAUGUGUAUCUAAAUAUCUGUUUCUCUACAAAUGCAUAUUGUGUAUGAAUAAUUUGAUAGUGAAAUAAAAGUUCAUAGUUUCAUCAGACUCUUA